CACCACAAUCAAAUUAAGCUGUACUGCUGUUCCAUAGCCGAGCACAGUUAUGCUAGGUCUUCUCUAGAUGUUGCUUCUGUCUAAGGCACAUCUGAUAUUUGUUGAGAAAAAAAGAUGUCUGCCUUUGUUGGAGCAUUACUGGUAUUAACAGCAACAUCACAAGGAUCUUUUGCAGUCACUGUCUCUGCAUGCAGAGCCAAACCCAACCACACUGUCCAGUGCUAUGGAGCUUUGGGGGGAUCUGUCAUCCUACAUCUGGACAUUGGCAGCACGGUUAUAGAUGUGCUAGUGAAAAAAGGAAACAAUAUGAUUCUGAAAUAUAAAAACAGGACCGCACUGAAUUAUGACCACACCAACAACACAAAGUAUUUCAAGAAUGGGACAAUGAAGUUGGACCGAGCUUCGAAAAACGAUUCUGGGGAAUACAGCAUAGAUGUUCAUAAUGCGAAGGGAAGGUGGCAGUGGAAUAGCAGAAUACAACUCAUCAUUCAAGCCCCCCUGUCUAAGCCGGUCAUAUCCCAGCUCUGCUUACCUCAUGGAGAAGUCAGGGUGUCCUGUUCUUCAGAUGGUGAUGUCACUGAGUACAACUGGACUCUGGGACACAAGCCACUGGAUGGAGGUGUGGCCUACCUGAAAGAUGAGAAGGACACUGUCAUUCUGAAGAAGAACGUGCCCGAAAACAUCACUUGUUCUGUCAGGAAUCAUGUCAGCCACAACUAUACAACGGUUCGACGGUUUGCCUGCCCAGCUCAAACCUGCACUUUGGCAAAUGGGACGGAGGUUACAGUCAGUGUGAAAACUGGUGAAGAUUUUCAGCCUCUCUUGAACAUCAAGGAGGUUUUAAUCUCUGUUGGUGGGAGCGAGCCUGUAUCUGCAGUCUGUAACUGGGAAGAAAUAAACCAAGAUACCUCUACAGGAGUGAUAUGUGAGGGAAUUAUAUUUCUGUCUCUAGCCGUCUGUGCAGUCAUCAUGGUUUUUGUACUGGCAUCAAGAAUGUACUGUCUCAACCGAAAAAGAAACAGAACUGGGAUUACAGGUGAAGGUGAUAACCACACCCAAGAACUGGUCUACACUGAGAUUGUAUGCCGCAGCAGGGUAAAGGUGGGGAGAGGGAAGGAGAAGGAGCAAGAAACCACAACCAUUUAUGAAAAAAUUACAGCUCCUGGGACGCUUGACCACACGCGGGGGAGAGCCCACGGCCAAGAGGAUGUUGUGUAUGCCAGAGUUCAAAACAAACAAAAUCAGCCAAUCACAGAGCAGAUGCCAUAGACUGGAUGAACCAAUCAAAAGGUGUGAAAAAUAGCAUGUGACAAUCAAAGGGUGGAACGCACAAAUAGCACAGCCUGUUGGUUUGUUUUGCUUCUUUUAAUGAACUGUGUGACCUACUAUUUUUAAAAGGUACUUACAACAUAAGCUGAAAAAGAUAUAGUAUAGAUGUACAACUAUCAUGUACUGUAUAUUUUAGUAAAAUGUAUACAACAUGUAUAAUUUAGUACAAUUUGUGUAUAUUGUCCUUUAUUGAAAUGGAAUAUACUGAUAAUAUUCACGGACACACACACACACACACACACACAUAUUCUUUUGUAGGACCAGAGGGUGUAAAGACAGUCACAUUGCUUGAUAGAUUGUUCUAUUUUCUGCAAAUUUGUAAUGAUUAUAAUUGCUUUUUUUUCCCCCUUUGAAAUGCUAUACAAGUACAUAUAUUGCAGUUAUUAUAGUUAUGAUAAUUUUGUUCAGUAAAAUUUUAACAUUGCUCAAUUACCUGAAAUGUUAUUUUUGUUCACCAAACUUUAUACUGUAAAUAAAAAAGUUACAUUUUU
This is a messenger RNA of Anguilla anguilla (European eel), 1820 nucleotides long. RefSeq lists its product as uncharacterized. The record is from RefSeq and is a predicted model, not a curated record. Lineage: Eukaryota; Metazoa; Chordata; Actinopteri; Anguilliformes; Anguillidae. Bases 115 to 1269 code for a protein of 384 amino acids. The transcript is spliced from 6 exons.